Leopardus geoffroyi (Geoffroy's cat) is the source of this 1995-nucleotide messenger RNA. RefSeq names its product CYFIP related Rac1 interactor B (gene CYRIB). NCBI's taxonomy places the organism in Eukaryota, Metazoa, Chordata, Mammalia, Carnivora, Felidae. The transcript has 14 exons. The record is from RefSeq and is a predicted model, not a curated record. Bases 341 to 1315 code for a protein of 324 amino acids. Gene Ontology annotation, molecular function: small GTPase binding. Gene Ontology annotation, biological process: regulation of actin filament polymerization; positive regulation of T cell activation.
UUCCUUUUAUAGUUAUUUCUCGCCUGGCACUCGCCCGGGCCGCCGCCGCUGCUGCUGCUGCUGCUGCUGCCGCCGCGGCGGGGGCCGCUCGCGAACCUGUGGCGGUGACGUGAGACCGGCCAACCCGGAAACGGCGGCGGCGGCGGCACCCGAGGCUCCGAGGCUCCUGCGCUCCAGCGCCCGCGGCCGCGCUCCCCUCGCCGCUCGCCCGGCCGCCAGGAGACGACACUGAGGCCUGGAAUUUGAGCAUCACGUUCAGGGUUACCAAGUUGAUAGAAGGACAAGAACAGAACCACCAGCACUGGCUGAAGCUUUCUUUCAGUAGAAGAGGUUUGCUGGCAUGGGUAAUCUCAUUAAGGUGCUAACCAGGGACAUAGACCACAAUGCAGCACAUUUUUUCUUGGACUUUGAAAAUGCCCAGCCUACAGAGUCUGAGAAGGAAAUUUAUAAUCAGGUGAAUGUAGUAUUAAAAGAUGCAGAAGGUAUCUUGGAAGAUUUGCAGUCAUAUAGAGGAGCUGGCCAUGAAAUACGAGAGGCGAUCCAGCAUCCAGCAGAUGAGAAGUUGCAGGAGAAGGCUUGGGGCGCGGUUGUUCCUCUAGUAGGCAAAUUAAAGAAAUUUUAUGAAUUUUCUCAGAGGUUAGAAGCAGCACUAAGAGGCCUUCUGGGAGCCUUGACCAGUACCCCAUACUCUCCCACGCAGCAUCUAGAGCGAGAGCAGGCUCUUGCCAAACAGUUCGCGGAGAUUCUUCACUUCACACUCCGGUUCGACGAACUCAAGAUGACAAAUCCCGCCAUACAGAAUGAUUUCAGCUAUUACAGAAGAACAUUGAGUCGUAUGAGGAUUAAUAACGUUCCAGCAGAAGGAGAAAAUGAAGUAAAUAAUGAAUUGGCAAAUCGAAUGUCUUUGUUUUAUGCUGAGGCAACCCCAAUGCUGAAAACCUUAAGUGACGCCACAACAAAAUUUGUAUCAGAGAAUAAAAAUUUACCAAUAGAAAAUACCACAGAUUGUCUAAGCACCAUGGCCAGUGUAUGCAGAGUCAUGCUCGAAACACCGGAAUACAGAAGCAGAUUUACAAAUGAAGAGACAGUGUCAUUCUGCUUGAGGGUAAUGGUGGGUGUCAUAAUACUCUAUGACCACGUACAUCCAGUGGGAGCAUUUGCCAAAACUUCAAAAAUUGAUAUGAAAGGUUGUAUCAAAGUUCUUAAGGACCAACCUCCCAAUAGCGUAGAAGGUCUUCUAAAUGCUCUCAGGUACACAACAAAACAUUUGAACGAUGAGACUACCUCCAAGCAAAUCAGAUCCAUGCUGCAAUAGCAGCCCUGGGCGGGCGCCUGCUGUGGACAGAAGACAGUAUUCUGCAGUGGCUGAGAAUGCACAGUUUUUAGUGAUUGCAAUUACUAUCUCAUGUACUCCUGCUUUUUAUUUCUUUCCUCUGUUCCUCUUCCCUCUUUUUUAAUCAUGUUCUCGUUCUCAAGACUUCUUUUCUGUGCCAAAACCAGUAAAGUUCUACUCUGAAGGGACACUGUCCUUUCGAAUGGGCCAUCUAAGGCAGCUAAUUCCGCAUUGCAUUGGGGUCUCUACUGAGAAAAAUUCUGUGACUUGAACUAAAUAUUUUUAAAUGUGGAUUUUUUUUGAAAACUAAUAUUUAAUAUUGCUUCUCCUGCAUGGCAAAACUGCCUAUUCUGCUAUUUAAAAACCGUCAACGACUUUAUUUUCUACUGCCGCUUUUUUCAUGUGCAGCCAAAAUGAAAAUGUUUAAAUUAACUGUGUUGUACAAAUGGUACCCAACACAAACUUUUUUUAAAUUAGUAAGACUUUUGUUUAAAGUUUUAAGUUUGCAUUUUGACUUUUUUUGUAAGGAUGUAUGUUGUGUGUUUAACCUUUAUUAACUAACGUUAAAAACUGUGAUGUGUGCGUAGAAUAUUACGUAUGCAUGUUCAUGUUUAAAGAAUGGCUGUUGAUGAUAAAAUAAAAAUCAGCUUUCAUUUUUCUAA